Drosophila guanche is the source of this 1469-nucleotide messenger RNA. RefSeq names its product gram-negative bacteria-binding protein 2-like. Gene Ontology annotation, molecular function: hydrolase activity, hydrolyzing O-glycosyl compounds; carbohydrate binding. Bases 69 to 1460 code for a protein of 463 amino acids. Gene Ontology annotation, biological process: carbohydrate metabolic process. The record is from RefSeq and is a predicted model, not a curated record. The transcript is spliced from 4 exons. Lineage: Eukaryota; Metazoa; Arthropoda; Insecta; Diptera; Drosophilidae.
CCGACUUCUAAGAACAAUAAGCGUUGCGGAUUAAAUUUGAAUAAAUUGAAAGCAAUUAAAACUGCGUCAUGCGCUGGAAAACUCUUCUCUGUUGCACUCUGUGGCUUCUGCUGCUGAAAAGCAAUAAAAAUGUGGCCUUUAAAAUUCCCAGCAUUGACUUUGAAAUGCUUAAUGAACGCGGCUUUGAAGUGUCCUUGCCAGAUGAGCCUGGCAUGCAACGGGUCUUCUAUAUGCUGCAAAUAGAUGAUAGCUGUCCGGCGCUGAUGGACUACAUAACGGAGUCAAAGAAUGGAAGCUGGACCAGCAGACAAAAGACGAGUCUGCAGAACAAUGAUAAGCUGCAAAUUUCUGUUCUGGUGCAAUACAACGACGAGAUCUACGAGAAGAGCGAGACUCGAGUGAUUUUAAACACUCGAUUGCUGACUACCCGCGACAGCGCUUCUCGGAGCAUUACCUAUCCCAGCGGUGAGGGUGAAUGCGAGGCCUAUUUGGCGCCAGAGAAGCAGAAGCGCUGCAAGCCAGCUCAGAGUAUCGUCAGUAGCAGCCGUCAGACCUGCCAGGGUGAGCUGCUCUUUGAGGAUAACUUCAGUGAGGCGCAGCUGAAUCGCAGCACGUGGAAGCAUGACAUACGCCAGCGCAUGUAUCAUGUGGAGGAGGAGCUGGUGGCCUUUGAUGAUUCACCGCGCAACUCCUACCUGAAGGAGGGCCAUUUGCACAUUGUUCCCAUUGUGGCGAGCGAGGUGGUCGAGGGCAGUUUCAAGCUGGGAGAUCGCUGCACAGCCGUCGAGAGCCCCGAGCAGGAGUGCAACAUUGCCCAGGGUAGCUUUUAUACCAUCAAACCUCCAGUUUCCUCGGCCCAAAUCCACACACGGGACUCCUUCAGCUUUAAGUUCGGCAAGAUCGUGGUGCGGGCAAAGUUACCCAAAGGCGACUGGCUUUUUCCAUACAUAAUGCUGCAGCCCGUGUCAACAUAUGCGGAAACACAUUAUGCCAAACAACUGCGUAUUGCGUACGCCAGAGGAAACGCUCACCUGCAGAGCAAGCAGCAGGAGGACAUCUCCGGGAGUCACCUUUAUGGCGGCAUGGUUGUCUGGCAUCAUGGACGUGCUGUGCAGUUCCUCAAGGAUCGUUUGAAGAAGGCUCAUUACGGGGAUAGUUUCCACAACUACACAAUGAUCUGGCAGCGGGAUAAGAUCACGUUGAUGGUGGACGAAGAGAUCUAUGGAGAGCUCUACGAUGGUUUGCCUUUCUUCAAUGAGAAGUGUUUCAUCAUAUUUGGCGUUACCGUCGGCGGCUUUCUCAAUUUUGACGACAGCAUUUUGCAAAAAGACGUGAAGCCAUAUCGGAACAAGGAGCCGCGUGCGGCUCUUUCCUUUUGGCAACAGCGUGAAACUUGGGCUCCCACAUGGGGCAAGCACAGUGCCAUGAUUAUAGAUUAUGUUCGUGUCUAUGCAGAGUAAAGAACCACA